This is a messenger RNA of Uranotaenia lowii, 3734 nucleotides long. RefSeq names its product unc-112-related protein (gene Fit1). Gene Ontology annotation, molecular function: integrin binding. Gene Ontology annotation, biological process: cell-matrix adhesion; integrin-mediated signaling pathway. The record is from RefSeq and is a predicted model, not a curated record. The coding region runs from base 161 to 2026 and encodes 621 amino acids. Gene Ontology annotation, cellular component: cell-substrate junction. Lineage: Eukaryota; Metazoa; Arthropoda; Insecta; Diptera; Culicidae. The transcript has 4 exons.
UUAGUACAUAUCCGCUAAGCAAAUGUUUAUUCAUACCAAACUAAAUAAAUGCUUUGAGCUUUUCCUUUGCUUGAUUACGAGCUAAGUAAAUGCCACCGAAGUAAUUGCUAAUCCUUAUUCUUACCACUACUUAUCUCAUAAUCUCUUAUUCCACCAACAGAUGCCAGACUUGCGAUAUCUUGACUGUCGUGUGGAUUUCUCGGUCAAAACGUUCGGCGCCGUGGUAGCACUUUGCAAAGACCUCGGCAUUCGGCAUCCGGAAGAGCUUUCCCUGUGCAAACCAUUAGAGGCCGCCCACCUAAAAAAAAAUUACGCAGAUUUUCCAAAAAAGAAAGUGACAAUCGAGCAAAAUGGUAAUGGACGAGGAGAAUUGUUUCGCCCUGCCUCGGACACCAACACGUUUAUACCGACGAUGUCAACCAGCUUCCACGGAAGCAACGGCAGCCUAGACGGGCCGACCAACGGAGGACCAUUCUCCUGUGCACCAGUUCAGCAUUCGCACUAUAACGCAAGCAGACCAACGUUACAAAGCACACCCAUCAGUUCACCAACCGGGACUUUAAGGCACAAUUAUGCUAACGGUCACACCUCAUUCAACGAAUCAUCAUCCAGCCUAGGUGAUGCCUUCGAUAAUCUGGCAUACAGCCCGUGUGCUCCCAGCCCAGAGGCACGUUCGCGAUUGGUCAAACCGAAAACGCUCGUUGAACGUGCUAGAAUGAAUGUCGGUUGGUUGGAUUCGUCAUUGUCGAUUAUGGAGCAGGGCAUACGAGAGUUCGACACGUUACGUCUGCGUUUCAAGUAUUACACGUUCUUUGAUCUAAACCCGAAGUACGAUCAAGUGCGGAUAAAUCAACUUUAUGAACAGGCCAAAUGGCAGUUGCUGAAUGAAGAAAUGGAAUGCACCGAAGAGGAAAUGCUCAUGUUUGGAGCGCUUCAGUUUCAGGUCAAUUUACAGAACGAAGUACCUCAACCCGAUUCAGGCAUUGACACCUCCAGUUUAGAGAAUGCUGCAGAUGAUGAUGUCGAUGCAGCAUUGCGCGAGCUACAGAUAACUCUAGAAGGUCCAAACAGUUGUAACAAUGGAGGGGACAUUACACAUAUACCAGAACUUACAGAUUAUUUAAGAUUUUUAAGACCGAAGAAAUUUACCCUGAAAGGGUACAGAAGGUAUUGGUUUACAUAUAAAGAUCUACAUCUGCAUUUAUACAAAAGUCGCGACGAUUCGCGGUCCGGCAAUUCACCGCAGGUUUUAAUAAAUCUUCGCGGUUGCGAAGUGACUCCCGAAGUAAAUUUGGCGCAGAAUAAGUACAACAUCAAAUUGGAAGUGCCAUUGGAACAGAACGCGAACAGUGAAAUGUGGAUCCGUUGCGAUAACGAGGAUCAGUACGCCAAGUGGAUGGCUGCAUGCCGAUUAGCGUCAAAAGGCCGAUCACUGGCUGAUAGCUCUUAUGACAGUGAAGUAUCCAGUAUUAAGUCGUUCCUUAGUAUGCAGAAACCGGCACAGGCUCCAGCAGUCACCAUCAAUCCAAACAACAUCGAACCAGCCGAAUAUUUGUCACCGCGGUAUAUCAAAAAGCUUAAAAACAAAGCAGUGAUGCGAAUGUUAGAAGCGCAUGCUAAUGUUAAGGAUCUCUCGUUGGUCGAAGCCAAAAUGAGCUAUAUUCGGGCAUGGCAGAGUUUGCCUGAGUUUGGUGUUACACUUUUUGUAAUCAAGUUCGACGGCCACAAAAAGGAAGAAUUGCUUGGUGUGGCCAGCAAUCGAAUUAUGAAGAUGGACAUCAACACUGGCGAUCACUUGAAAACCUGGCGAUACAACACGAUGAAGGCGUGGAACGUAAACUGGGAAAUAAAGUGUAUGAUGGUCCAGUUCCAGGGCGAGAGUAUUAUCUUCUCAUCGCUGUCGGCCGAUUGCAAGGUGAUUCACGAAUUCAUCGGAGGCUACAUUUUUAUGUCAAUGCGCUCAAAGGAAACUAAUCAAUCGCUCAAUGAAGAACUGUUCCACAAACUUACCGGCGGCUGGAAUUGAGAAGCGUUUGUGUUUGACAAAUUUGUUUCAUUUUCUCAUGAGUACGGAUCGAACCGCGUACCGCGAUUUUCUGUUCUUAACUGUAGAUAACAACACCACAACAGACCGAAAAAGGUAUGGACCCCAAAAUUUCUGUCAGCUCUUGUGCAGUGCGGUGCAAUGAAUAUCAGAGUGCUGACAAGCGAUUCGAAACAACAAGCUACUUUUUAAAAGCCUCUUGAGACAAGUCAAAACUCCCCAUAAAACGAAGCGCACAUCGUGCUAUGAAGUUAUAAAAUAUGUCUAAAGGUACACAGUAAAUGAAAAUUACCGAGUUCGGUAAUUUUUUUACCGAAAUCCUAACAUGUGUAAAUCGUUAAACUGUUCGGUAAUUUUUUCGGUAAAAAGUAUACGAACAUCGGUAAAUGAAGAAUCGAUUUACCGAUAUUCGUUUAUUUUUUACCGAAAAAAUUACCGAACAGUUUAACGAUUUACACAUGUUAGGAUUUCGGUAAAAAAAUUACCGAACUCGGUAAUUUUUGUUUACUGUGUAUACGUUAUUUACCCACUACAAUAUGCCAAAAGUGUCUUCUGAGCUUAAUCCAAAACGUAAAACCAUACUAAAUUAUACGCUUUGAAGCAAUUUGUAAGAAAUAAUUUUAUCCCUACACAGUAAAUGAAAAUUACCGAGUUCGGUAAUUUUUUUACCGAAAUCCUAACAUGUGUAAAUCGUUAAACUGUUCGGUAAUUUUUUCGGUAAAAAGUAUACGAACAUCGGUAAAUGAAGAAUCGAUUUACCGAUAUUCGUUUAUUUUUUACCGAAAAAAUUACCGAACAGUUUAACGAUUUACACAUGUUAGGAUUUCGGUAAAAAAAUUACCGAACUCGGUAAUUUUUGUUUACUGUGUAUACGUUAUUUACCCACUACAAUAUGCCAAAAGUGUCUUCUGAGCUUAAUCCAAAACGUAAAACCAUACUAAAUUAUACGCUUUGAAGCAAUUUGUAAGAAAUAAUUUUAUCCCUACACAGUAAACGAAAAUUACCGAGUUCGGUAAUUUUUUUACCGAAAUCCUAACAUGUGUAAAUCGUUAAACUGUUCGGUAAUUUUUUCGGUAAAAAAUAAACGAACAUCGGUAAAUGAAGAAUCGAUUUACCGAUGUUCGUUUCUUUUUACCGAAAAAAUUACCGAACAGUUUAACGAUUUACACAUGUUAGGAUUUCGGUAAAAAAAUUACCGAACUCGGUAAUUUUCGUUUACUGUGUAUGGUUUAAUGCAUAUGUCUUCAAAAGCUGCAAUGUUAACAUUCAUAUUUAUUAAGUAAACAAUAAUUGUGUAAACUACUUCUGCUAUUUAACCCUAUUCCACACUAGGCAGCAUGAACUGCGAUUUUUGUUAUGAGACGAACUUUGUUGUCUGUUGUUGUUGUUGGAAAUCUGAGACGGUCUCAGUGUCUCCCGAAGAAAAUGGGAGACGCUGAGACCGUCUCGAGACGAGCCGUCUCCUAGUGUGGACUAGGCUUUAUGAUUGUUUAAAGUAGAUCGUUUUUCGUGUUAAUAUUUGCUUUGCUAACGGUUUUACUGAAACCGAAAAAAAGUUAUAAAUUAACAAACAUAAAAGCAAUAAUAAAUCAAAUCAAAUGUUGGUUGCUGAUAAAUUUAAAUAUAAAUUAACCUUUUUCUGUAACAAAUUUUGUACGAAACAUAUUGAAAUAAAUGUAGGUACUUCUAA